Peronospora farinosa is the source of this 1371-nucleotide messenger RNA. The record is from the annotation of a GenBank genome assembly. Lineage: Eukaryota; Oomycota; Peronosporomycetes; Peronosporales; Peronosporaceae.
AUGGAAAGCGCUACGAUCGGAAGGAAUAAGCACACGGACAGCUCGGAUAAGUCCGUAGCUGACCAGCAGCCAAGCUUGGCUGAUGUAGAUAUUAAAGUAUCGAAGACCGUAGUCACAACUAGUUCUGAUGAGGAAUUCUUUGAGAAGAGGGUGACGCGUGCGCAGUAUAAGCAGCUAGCAGCCGCGUCGGACUCGGAGAGCGAGGGUCCCAAUAUUCGUGGUGCAAGCCAAGCAAAUCCAAAGUCAAACUCUGCGUUAAAUUCCAGCCAAGACAUGAAAGCUAAUAACAAGGCCACAGCGCUGAAAGGGAAGGAGGAGUGUUCGGGCGACAUUGACUCUCUUGGAGACUAUGUUCACGUUCAAGUUGGAGACUGCGUGAUGAUGGAUUCAGGAGACCCUGAUGAUCCCUACGUCGCGCUCGUAAGCUCAAUACAGACCUCACAGCGGCAUGAUCGAGCCGUAUCCAGUUUCAUGGCCCAGUGGUACUAUAAGCCGUAUGAUGUGAAGGAGGAAGUGAAGGCCUUAAUCAAGGGUGGUGUCCUGGAAAACGAGGUGUUUUUGUCACCGCAUAAGGACCGGAAUUCGAUCGAGGCUGUGAUCGAAAUAUGCCAGGUUGUGUCUCCUCAUGAAUAUAUAGAAAUACGAGACGAAAUCAAGCGUGGAUUUCGUGAGAAAGGAAAAAUGUAUUAUGUAUGCCGUUACAAGUACUAUCCGAACCGAAGCAACAUUAAAAAGGCGCUGGAAGUUGUCGAAAAUGAAGCCAUUCGAAAUGGAUUGGGCCGUCCCAAGCCUAAUGUUGGUGCCAGUUAUCAAGCUAACAUCCCAGAAUUUAUUAGGCCAGCGCCCAUUGUAAGUUGUGUGGAUGCCACUAUCGUUCCGUGGAAGUCACACGAAGACCCUGCGGUGCGACCACGACACAUGUGGUCACCCCUUGCCGCCAAAUUAAAAAGCCAGACGUUUAUGCAAUUUCGAGACCUCGUCGAUACGCUGAAGUUUGCGGUAGGAAACAUUGUGAAGACAUAUCGAUCAGAUGCGAAGCCAAUGGGACACCAGCGCGGAAUUGUCCUGCAGUACUUUUUGUCCGAUUCCAUUCAGAUUUGUGCAUCGACUGGACAGGUGCUUACGAUUUUAAAGAGUGAGGUGUGCUCGCCGCUCUCGGAAGACUUGGCAUUGCAGCAUUUAUACUUGUCCAGAUUUAAUUUAUCGCAAGCUGCCUACGGCUGCUCAAAGACGAUUCUUCAUGCCCAGCGAAAGGAGAGAAAGGCUUUUCGAAACGAAGUGGAGUUAUUUGUGAAAGCGAAAGCCGAAGUUGCAGCUGCAACAAGAGGCGAGGAAAGUUCCCACGAAGACAGUCGAAAACGCAAGAAGUAG